AUGGUGGCUACACGAACGUUCAUUUCCUGUUGGACUCUGCCAUAUUGUAAGCUUGCUAUCAGCCAUAUUUGCCACGCGACAUUAUACCGACGUCGUCGAUUUUCCGUUCACCUUCUUCCGGCAGAAGUGUGCAUGCGCACCAAGAAACGACAACCGAGUUCACAUCCGGCCUGCACAGCGCGAUCAACUCUGUUCAUAUCUAUCUAUCUGUUUGUUUGUUUGUUUUUCUAUCUAUCUAUGUCUGUUCAUAUCUAUCUAUCUAUCACAGAUCUAUCUAUCGAUCUAUCUAUCUAUCUCUAUCUAUCUAUCGCUGUCUGUUCAUAUCUAUCUAUCGCUGUCUGUUCAUAUCUAUCUAUCGAUCUAUCUAUCUAUCUAUCUAUCUAUCUAUCUAUCUAUCUAUCGCUGUCUGUUCAUAUCUAUCUAUCUAUCUAUCUAUCUAACUAUCGCGGUCUCUUCGUAUCUAUCUAUCUAUCUGUUAUGAUUCUCUUCAUUUCUAUCUAUCUAUCUAUCUAUCUAUCUAUCUAUCUAUCUAUCUAUCUAUCUAUCUCUACUGUUCAUUAUACUUCUAUCUAUCUAUCUAUCUAUCUAUCUAUCUAUCUAUGUUCAUCAUCCUUCUCUCGCCCCCCCUCUCUCUCUCUAUCUAUCUAUCUAUCUGAAGAUGGCGGACAACGAACAACAGCAUUAACAACGAUACAAGAAACUCUUUCAUUUCUGCGCAUGUGCACGACCGACCUUCAAGAGAUGUUCACCUUUGCACCUUCUCUCUCUUUCUCUCUCUCUCUCUCUCUCGCUCGUUCUUUUUCUCUUUUCUUUUGCUGA
Molecule: messenger RNA, 819 nt
Organism: Acanthosepion pharaonis
Lineage: Eukaryota; Metazoa; Mollusca; Cephalopoda; Sepiida; Sepiidae
Source: the annotation of a GenBank genome assembly